AUAGGAGGAUAAAGACAGUGUAAAAGUAAGAUGUGCAUAGUACGCCGGACAGAGAUUUAAAGAACCCACAGCAAAAUCAGAAAGAAAGACAGACUGAUUUUCUUUUAAAAGGAUAUCAUGAAGCUGCCAUCCGUUACUGUUUUGGUCUGCUUCUUUGUUGCUAGCCUUUCACUUCCUAUUUACCAACCGCAAAUUGGAAUCCUCGCAAGUAACAGCAAUGAGAUACUGAGAUUAAAUGGGAUGACCUUGACUGGUGUAGGCUUUGGACAAACCCAAAUGCAGGCAUCUCCAUUUAUUCCCCAGUAUAUACUCCGACAGCAGCCAGAAUUGGGUCUCCCCCAAUUGGUAAACUUCAACCCCCAGAUAGGGGUCCCUUUUGGCCCACAAGGCCCCCAGAUGAUGAUCCCCACCCAGGGUAAUCAGCUGCCCCCUCUGUUGUACGCCAAUGCCCAACAGGAACAGCCCCAGGACACCAACAACCCAAACAACCCCAACAACCCUAACCAACCACAAAACCCUGCGCAGGGGGUUCCUCAGUUUCCCCAGUAUUACCCGUCCUUUUCAUUUCCCCAGCAACCAAGAAUGCAGGGCUACCCUUACUACCUGGCUUAUGGUUAUCCUCAGAGAAACCCACAAGUGGUUGUGCAGCCCAACCCAAACAACCAGAUGAAUAAUGGCCCAGGCCAGCAGAACUUGGUAAAGCCAACUCAGAAACCACAGCUCCCAAAACAGAAUGCAGUAGAUCCUGAGGCACCAGGAAAUAAAUGGCCUAAUGUAGUACAGACAGAGGCUGUCAACCCACCACCAGAUCACCGUGGUGACACAGCUGACACUGGCAUUGAUGAGGGUCGUCCAAACUUCUCUUUCCUAUUUGAGCCAUAGGAUUAUAAUAGGGGAUGAAGAAAAACAAGGGAACUGCAACCUUCUUGAUGAAACUAUUAUACAAUACAUUUUCUGUCAAAUAAAUAUAUUGUUUAUAAAAA
This is a messenger RNA of Esox lucius (northern pike), 983 nucleotides long. It is a transcript of the gene odam, whose product is annotated as odontogenic, ameloblast associated. Bases 118 to 882 code for a protein of 254 amino acids. The transcript is spliced from 11 exons. Lineage: Eukaryota; Metazoa; Chordata; Actinopteri; Esociformes; Esocidae. The record is from RefSeq and is a predicted model, not a curated record.